UACAUGACACGUCAUAAACUGUAGUUUAAAUUGGGAGGUUUAUGCGGUCAAACGCCAUCACACCCUCCAAACGUUUCAUGGUCUCGUCUACACUAUUCAACAUGGCUGAGUUCGUAUCAAACCGCAGGAGGCUAGACCGGCCUCAGGACUAUUUGUUUUGGUCGCAUAUUAUCGCCGUGUGUUUAAUCACCAUUCCGAACCAAAUUUAUCUGAAACUCAAGCAUCAUAAACAACGGAUUUGUCAGCUAUGAGGCCAGAUGAGUAGGACAACCGAAACAGAUAGAACAUCAAGUUUAGGCAAAAUUAUUUUCAAUUAAGUAGAAUCCGCCAUUCCAAAGCACUUUAUCGUAGAAUACGAUGUUGAUCGAGCGACUAAAAUAAACAAUCGCGCUCUAUUUAUUCAGGCUUGCUGCAUUCAACUUAGUACGUGGAAAACUAUGGGUUCGUGUAAUGGGAAUGUAGAAGAAAAUUCACGUUACUGUAUAUUCGUAAUCUUAGUGACACAAUUACCGUUCGCUUUCAUUAUGGGAAUACACUUGACGGCAUUGAAUUCGCUGACCCCCGUGAUAGAAGUAUUCAUCAACGAAAGCUAUCAAGUUCGUUAUAGAGAGUCGCCUUCGGAAUAUACAGCAAAUCUUAUUAUCAACCUUGCACAUUCAGCUCUUGUUUGGGGAUCUCUUGUUGGUUGCGUCCUUGUCAAACUAGUGAUUAACUUAUUCAGUCGCAAAGGUUCAAUUCUUAUGACACACUGCUUCAUGGUGCUGUCUUCUAUUUUGAUGGGGCCUGUUGCGCAAUACGGCCACUCCUACGAAUCCCUAAUCAUCGGUCGUUUCAUCAAUGGGAUAUUCAGAGCGGUGGGUUUUACAGUAGUUGUGAUAUUCAUUGCUGAAACAACAUGCCGAAGAAGACUUGGAUUCUAUCAAGGCCCAUUUUCAACAUUCCAAUUUAUAUCAAGCGCAUUUGGCUUAGGCCUAGCACAUUCAAAGGUUUUAGGAACGCAAGAUCUUUGGAUGUGGACAAUGUGCAUUCCAAUUUUCGCUUCGGUAAUAUAUUUCGUCUGCUAUCCAUGGAUUCCAGAAACUCCUGUAUACGUCCUUAAAAAACGAAAGCGAGAAGACGCUCUGAAUAUUUUAAAAUUGCUUCGAUCGGAACCAACUGUGGAAAAAGAAUUGACUAUACUUGAAAACGAAUCUGAAGAACUACCGUCACAAAAGGAUUUACCGCUCAUGAUGUUGCUGAAGAAACGUUAUUCGAGGCGACAAUUAUUUACAACCAUGAUAACAAUGACAACUGUGCAAUUACUUGGAAUUCAGGCGAUCACGAUGUUUUCAGAUUCGUUACUGCUGAGUGCUGGUGUGGAUGAAGGUUACGUCACAAUCGUAUCUGUUGGCCUCUUUCUACAAAGUAUUAUUGCAUUUUUGAUAUCAGCACCUUUGCAAAGACGAUUCGGUACUAAGAAAGUUUACGUCAUUGGACUUUUUGUUAUUACGAUAAGCUACAUGAUAUUUGUAAUAGCGGAUGGACUACAUGUUAAAAUUCCAACGACGAGUUACGUCGCAAUUUUCGGAUUGUUUGCAGUUUUCUUUGGUUUACAGCUCGGCCCGCUAUUUGUGUUAUCGGGUCUUCCAUCCGAACUAACGACUGCCGGUAGUCGUCCUACUGUUGUAUUUUAUAGUCAAUGUGCGUACUGGAUUUUAGCCGGUAUCAUAAUAUUUGUGUUUCCGUAUUCGCAUCAAGCAUGGGGUGUUUACUCGUAUAUACCAUUUGUAGCCAUUUCGAUAAUUCUUGUCCCAUUUUCUAUAUUUGUGCUACCGGAAACUCAUAAUCGUUCUUCGGCACAGAUUCAAAAAUCUUUUGGGAUGAAAACUAUGGCAUUGGCAUCCAAGUCAGACGAUUGCAUUGAAACAGUACCGGUGUUGCAACUAGCAAAUGAUCAAAUGGCAUAAUAUGUUAAUUGACUAGCCUAAAAUUAUAUCGAAUUGUAUUCGCAUUUAAUGAACCAUGAAUCAGAUAUUUAUGCACAAUAAAAGCAUAUUCAUAAUCAAAAUAAAGUAGGCAUAUGUUACGUGAAAUAGUUAAAACUGCUACAUUUGAUAAGAUUUGUUAUGACUAAUUUUGAUGCCGAUAAGAUGAUAUUUAUUGCUGAGAUACGAGUCGAUUUAUUCAUUUAUGUUGAUUUUAGAAGUCAGUUUCCACCAAGGUUGUUUAGGCAAAUAACAGUUAACUCCUAGUCAAUGAAUUGUAAAUUUGAAAGACACUCUGAUUACGCUUCUGGUAAAACAGGCCCAGACUUCGACUUUACAGGCCUAGUUGGAUUGACUUUGUUUGGUGGGGAAAAGUUACUGUCUAGGAUUGAUGGUCAAACUUGCCUAACGAUGAUUAGGAGCUGUCUAUUAUCGAUUACUAACUACAUAGUUCAGCUGACGAAAAAGUUUCAAGAUUUAUAGUAAUUUUGUGUUGAAUAUAAAUCCACACUUUCGUUAAUGUAUGCGUUUUAUAGAUGUUGUCAAUUUUUUUCUGACGUUGUCCGUUUACUGUCAGUAUUCAUAUGAGACG
Messenger RNA from Styela clava, 2556 nucleotides. RefSeq names its product solute carrier family 2, facilitated glucose transporter member 1-like. Gene Ontology annotation, cellular component: plasma membrane. Gene Ontology annotation, biological process: dehydroascorbic acid transport. Gene Ontology annotation, molecular function: D-glucose transmembrane transporter activity. NCBI's taxonomy places the organism in Eukaryota, Metazoa, Chordata, Ascidiacea, Stolidobranchia, Styelidae. The record is from RefSeq and is a predicted model, not a curated record.